This is a messenger RNA of Fusarium redolens, 1770 nucleotides long. RefSeq lists its product as uncharacterized. NCBI's taxonomy places the organism in Eukaryota, Fungi, Ascomycota, Sordariomycetes, Hypocreales, Nectriaceae. Bases 1 to 1770 code for a protein of 589 amino acids. The transcript has 3 exons. The record is from RefSeq and is a predicted model, not a curated record.
AUGACACUGUCCAAUCACCACACACCAUCAAAGCUCGGCGCAGACCGUCCAAUUGACUCUGCUAAACCGCUUAAGUUGAUCUACAUCGGCGCAGGGGUGUCAGGCAUUGUGGCCUCUAUUCUCUUCCGCAAGGCCAUUCCCUCGCUAGACCUAGUCAUCUAUGACAAGAAUCCAGAAAUUGGUGGUACCUGGUAUGAGAAUAAGUACCCCGGCUGCGCUUGCGACAUCCCGUCCCAUGCCUACCAAUUGAGCUUUGAGUCGUCAACGGAUUGGAGCCACUUUUAUGCCGGCGCCUCAGAGAUCCUUGAUUAUUGGAAGAGGGUAGCGGACAAGUAUAAGGUCAGAGACAACGUCCGUCUGAACCACAAGUGCCUUCAGGCUACCUGGGACGAGUCCCGAGCCAAGUGGAAAGUCCGCCUUGAGAGGACUGACGUUGACCCACCCGUCAUUAUUGAGGAUGAGUGUGACGUCUUCGUCACCGGCACCGGACUGUUGAACGAGUGGAAGUGGCCUGCCAUUCCAGGUCUGCACGACUUCAAGGGCACUAUCCUCCAUACAGCCAAUUGGCAGGACAACUUCACUGCCGAUGAUAAGAGAGUCGCUGUUAUUGGAGCCGGAAGCAGCGGCAUCCAAGUUGUCCCCGCCCUAGUCAACAAAGUCAAGGCUAUCGACCACUACGUGCGUGGCAAGACUUGGAUCGCAACCCAAGGUAGCGAGGAUAUGCUCAAGAAGGAGCUUGAAGAGGAGGGCCAGUCCCAGACUUCCAGCAAUGUGGCCUAUGGCAUGGAUCAGAAGAAGAUGUGGAGAAAUGACCCUGAAGCCUAUAUCGCAUACAGGAAACAGCUCGAGUUCCGUCUUCAGGGCAGCCACCAGAUCUCAUACCUAGGCAGCGCUCGUCAUAACCAGGCUCACGCCAGCUACACCGCUUACAUGAGAGAGAAGCUGAAGACCAAACCCGAGCUCUUCGACACGCUGCUACCUGACUUCCCCCCUCUCUGCAAGAGGUUGACGCCUGGGCCGGGAUAUCUGGAAGCCCUUACCCAGCCUCACGUGUCAACUAUCACAUCUCCCAUCUCGUACAUUGACCCUAGCGGAAUUGUCACCCAGGAUGGAACUAGGCGGCCCGUUGAUGCCAUCGUCUGCGCCACUGGAUUUCAGACGGGUCCGGACUCGGGAUUCCCCAUUUACGGUCGAGACGGGGUGAACCUGCGGAGAAAGCAUGGCAUUCACCCAAAGUCCUACCUCGGCCUCGCCACAGACAACUUUCCCAAUUUCUUUCAGUCCCUGGGACCCAACACAUUCCCUGGUACGGGCAACUUGCUCAUCAUGAUCGAGCACGCUCAUCAUUACAUAGCCAAGGUCCUGCAGCGUCUGGCCUAUGGCCAGGUGCGGACAAUUGAGCCUAAGCGCAAGCAGGUCGACAACUUCACCAACUUCUGUAAUCAGUAUUUUGACAGGACUGUGUACACUGAAAAGUGCGAAAGCUGGUACAAGGCUCCGCCUCGGAGCCCUGGCGACAAGGAGCGUAUCACGGCGCUGUGGCCUGGAAGCAGUGUCCAUGCUAUCCGCGCCCUAUCUGAAGUCCGAUGGGAUGACUACGACAUCGAGUACGAGGAUGAUGAUGAUUUUGGGUGGUUUGGCAAUGGUUCCACUCUUGGUGAGACUGAUCCUACUCUGGAUAAGAACCUCGAGGAUCUCACUUGGUAUAUCAACAAGACCGACUUUCUCCAUAACCCUCUUCCUGUUGUUGCAAGGGACAUAAAGUUAUAG